Penicillium alfredii is the source of this 672-nucleotide messenger RNA. RefSeq names its product DJ-1/PfpI family protein. Lineage: Eukaryota; Fungi; Ascomycota; Eurotiomycetes; Eurotiales; Aspergillaceae. Bases 1 to 672 code for a protein of 223 amino acids. The transcript is spliced from 2 exons. The record is from RefSeq and is a predicted model, not a curated record.
AUGGCCACCCCAUCCGAAACUAACGGCACCAAUCCCCUCCGCCUCGGCAUCGUCCUCUUCCCAGGCUUCGAAGCCCUAGACGCCUUCGGGCCUCUCGAGGUCUUCAACACGCUCUCCCUAACCCACAACGUAACGCAAGCGAUCCUAGCAACCACCCUAGACCCCGUAAGCACAAAGGCGCCAGGAUUCCCCAACUCCAUCGAGCAGCGCAUCGUGCCAACACACACCUUCGCCAACGCCCCACCCCUCGACAUCCUCCUCGUGCCCGGCGGCCUGGGGACGAGAGGCGAUAGCACGGAAGUGCAAACCGCCAUCGCGUUCAUCCGCGACGCAUUCCCGGGCCUGCAGUACCUCAUGACCGUGUGCACGGGGUCCGGGCUGGCGGCGCGCGCGGGCGUGCUGGACGGUCUGCGCGCGACGACGAACAAGCGCGCGUGGGCGGAUACCACGGCGCUGAGGCCUGAUGUGCAGUGGGUUGCGCGGGCGCGGUGGGUGGUUGAUGGGAAGGCGUGGACUUCGAGUGGGGUGAGUGCGGGGAUUGAUGUGGCACUUGCGUGGGUUGAGGAGGUCUUGGGGAGUGAGGUUGCGCGGAAUGUGAUGCGGCGCAUGGAGUAUACGCGGCAUACGGAUGCUGCGGUUGAUCCUUUUGCGGAGUUGUAUGGGUUGGCUUGA